This is a messenger RNA of Hippoglossus stenolepis (Pacific halibut), 1531 nucleotides long. Its product is annotated as centromere protein Q. The coding region runs from base 160 to 1026 and encodes 288 amino acids. The record is from RefSeq and is a predicted model, not a curated record. The transcript has 8 exons. NCBI's taxonomy places the organism in Eukaryota, Metazoa, Chordata, Actinopteri, Pleuronectiformes, Pleuronectidae.
GCAUGCGCGUUAUUCGAAAGUAACCGCGAAAAGCAGCUCGGUCUUCGCUCGGUAGCCGCUGCACCAGUGUCGCUUUGUUUACGUUAGCUUAGCUUAGCCGGACGUUAACGUCACGUUACUUUACAUCUACGUCCUCGUCCGCUCGCCAGCAGAUACAGUAUGAAACCUGUACGAGGCUCGAACCGGCCGCCAUCGAAAGCUCCUGGUUUAAAACACAAGAGGAAGACGACGGAAGAGACGAAGAAACAACAGACAGCACAACAGACAGCACAACAACAGGACCCGGAGCUCAGGGACGAGAGCAGCCACAGACAAGCAGCACAGAAGAGGAAAGCUGAAGAUUCAUCUUCGAAUGCAAAGAAAGUCAAAGGACAAAAUAACUGGAAGCAGUUGCCACGGUCCACCAUCAUUUCUCUGGAGAACAUAAUGGACCUGUCAUUGCUAGCUGUUCUUGCUUUGAAGAGGACAGACAGGAAAGAGAGCCAGGAACAUCUGAACCUGAUGAAAACCAGGUUCCUUGCUGAGUGUGCACAGCUCACAGUUCCAGUGCACAAACAAAAAGAUUUGAAGAGUUCACAUCACCAUCACCAGGAGGAGACCAAGAGGGCUGUGGCUGGAAAGUCGAGUUUGAGCAGAGUGGAGGAAGACUUGCGGGCAGUGGUCCGUGCUCUGGAGAAUGCUGAGGAGCAGACCGUCUCUUUACAGCAGACAUGCAGUGCACUGAGAGACCAGGUGGAGGAAGAGGAGGAGAAAGCUAAAGAGAUUCUACAGAUAAGUAGACAGGGAGUUCUUAACCUUCAACCUCAUCUGCCACAAAAAGACAAAACAUCAUCAGAGACAAUGAAAAAGAUUAUAGCAGACAGUGACUCUGAAGCCACUGCACGAAGACUGGGAGAAAUUCUGCAGAAGUCUAAGGCCGUUCAGAACGCACAGGUGCUGCUUCUACACGCACACAAACACGCUGAUCGACUGUUCAGCUCCGACUGCAGCACCAUCAGUGGUUCACCUUGCUCAGAAGGAACUUAGCCAAGUCUUUCUUUACACCCGUCGGAAAACAAUUGUUUGAACAAAGUGUACAGGUGUAAGUAUUGUGUACACACACUGUUUGGAGUGUCUGAAAAUAUAACCUGGUCUCAAAGGAACUCAGUUCCACUUUUUUCAAUAAGCAAAUUCAGCUCCAACAUUACUACCAGUUAUUGUAGUGCUACUGACAGCAGUUUUGUAAACCAGAAGAUUUUGUUGAAGUUUGUGGAAGUAUGUAAAUAUGAGGGUGGAAGUGACACUUCUCUGCUUGAAAUUCAUUGAGGUGGCAGUCACACUCUGCUUCUCAUCUCCGGUUUCGUGCUUUCACCUCAGGAUUCAGUAAAUGUUGUAUUUGAAUUAACAUUUACACUAAAGAUGCAUUUGUUUGUGGUGGAAUGAAUGUUCAGAUAUCCAGCUUCAUAUUCAGCAUGCUGUAGAAAAGUAUAAACAAACAAGCCUGCAAGUGUUUGUACGAUCAGGUGUAAUAAAAUUAUACAAUUUAAUAAAA